AUGGUGGUGGUCACCACGGUCAUCAUACUUAUGCUGGUGAUGGUGGAGGCGGAGGAGGUGACUGUGGAGGAGGUGGUGGAGGUUGAUCUCAUUCUACUCGGGCUUUACAUUGGGCCAUUAUUGGCCCGAAUUAGAGAUCUCUCCAGUAACGACUCAUCACGUUCCUUGAUGGACACCGACUACGGCCUUCCGGUUUCGAUGCACCGGCCUUUCGUCACCCUUGACGAGCAGUAUGAUGAGCCAUUGUCGUUCCGUCGCCGGCUGAAACAGGUUACCGAGUUGACUGCGGAGAACUCGAAGGUGCACUUUCAUGAACACGACAAGGCAUUUGAUUUUGUUUAUUACAAGCCGUUCGAUACCCGCGGGUUUGGGCUGAUGGGCGUAAACCGUGAGACGCGACAAGAAAUGGUGGGUUUGAUGUUCCAUGACAACAUCACUGUUGUCUUCAGGUACCCCUUGAGCAACAGGGGGAUUUUCUACCCUGGCUCAGGUACCAUCAACGCUCGAGUGCCGCCACCUGAUGCAUAUCCGUGGAAUGAGAUGGAGACGCCUGAAGAGAUGACAUUCAAGCUGGCAAGCUCACUUGACGAUAUCGCUCAGCACUGUACUCUCCUCAUGUCUCUUGUCAUUUCAGUGCCCAUCUCUCCCUGCAAAGAACUUCCUGGUGUUUCUUCGGAGGCGCUUGAUGCUGUCGUUAAGGUUCUUGCAAACAUCAGUCUUCAACGCCAGUUUCUUGAAGUUGUAGCCGUUAUGGACCUUGGAGCUAUAUUGAAGAUCGUCGAGGAAGAUGGGACACUGAAUCUCCAGAAAAGUUUGUCCGUCGAUACCUACGAAAACGUCAAGUUGGACCUACAACCAUACGAACAUACCGGGCGCGGCAUCGUCAUCUCGGAAUGGGCGGCAGCGGUUUUCCAAGAAUUUCUGCUCUAUGAAUACGGCCAGCCCACUCGAUUCGUCAACAAGGACGAGUACGAGCACAUGAGAUUGAAAUCGGCAUGUUUGUGUCCUCGAUGA
Molecule: messenger RNA, 1014 nt
Organism: Parastagonospora nodorum SN15
Lineage: Eukaryota; Fungi; Ascomycota; Dothideomycetes; Pleosporales; Phaeosphaeriaceae
Exons: 4
Coding region: 1-1014 (337 amino acids)
Source: RefSeq, a predicted model, not a curated record